This is a messenger RNA of Penicillium canescens, 3426 nucleotides long. RefSeq names its product putative GATA transcription factor (Ams2). The transcript has 3 exons. Gene Ontology annotation, molecular function: zinc ion binding; sequence-specific DNA binding. Gene Ontology annotation, biological process: silent mating-type cassette heterochromatin formation; regulation of transcription by RNA polymerase II; rDNA heterochromatin formation. Lineage: Eukaryota; Fungi; Ascomycota; Eurotiomycetes; Eurotiales; Aspergillaceae. The record is from RefSeq and is a predicted model, not a curated record. The coding region runs from base 1 to 3426 and encodes 1141 amino acids.
AUGGAAUCUCAGGAUGGCAUCGAUGUCCGCCCUAUGAGGCUGAAGGUUCUUUACACAUUUGACAGCGAGAACAAAACGAAUUGCCUUGCCAGAUGGCCUCACGUGCUCGACAUCCAGACGGCCUACCUUGACGAGAACACUCCAAUUGGGGUGAUCGAGUUAAAAACAUGUAUCCAGGCAAUUGUGUCUGCUAGCCCUGAACUUGUGGCUCAGCUCGGAAAAGAUUACACAGUGUACGCCUAUGACUACUCAGAAUAUGAAACCCCUCUCGUCGGUCAAGGCAUGCUCUCAUGGGUGUUGUCGUCUUCUUCACCAAACGAAGCUCAGUCAAAGACUAUCGUCACGGGACGAGUCUGCAAAAACACCCUCGGCCUCUUCUCCAAGGGUGCCGCCCAAGAGACGCUGGAAGUCAAGUUGCGGCUAGUGCCUGUCCCAACUGUCAUGCAGAGUGAGUACCUCGAUAGCAUACAAAAGUACCGCGAUUUGAGCAAUGUCAUUCCAGGCGACUUUGAUGCACAAUCUUGGACAAACUUUGUCCGUCAAAACCCUGCCUUGCUGGAGUCCUCGAGGACCCAAAGCCACGCCGGCUCGCCGAUGCACCACUCCGGAAUUGAGAGGUUUCACCAGCUCUUGAGUGAAGGGUCAACGCCACGAGAAUUCUCUAAUUUCCAACCCAACGAAUCUGUCCGCUCGGUCUCGCCUUCACAUUCGUAUGCUCCUAGCAGAGUUUCAACGCCUGGUGGUUCUCGAACACCUGCCCAUCAUCAAUCUUACUCCAAACACAACAAUCCCCACAGUGAUAUAAUUCGCCCUUCAUCGAGUGCUUCUAUGCGGGAAAAUGACUUCCAGAGCCAAGUAUCAUAUCAUCAACGCCGAGGCUCGAUGCAGUCCGGAUAUGGCAGUGGUGAGGAGGAAUCUACCGAUCCCCAGCCCCGCAAGAGAGCCAAGGUAUACCAAGCAAGCUGGCCCGGAAAGUCAGCUAUGAACAUCGAAAGACAACCCAGCUCGCUACGGGUUGCAGCCAGUACCGCGGCCUCAGUUCGGAUUCACCGCCCAACCCCUGUGAACCCUGCUAUCGCUGUUGAACAGUCUUACGAAGAGCCCGUCCGCCCACCCACUCCCAUGUCUCGGCCAUCUGAUUUCACCCGCCGGUCUCGACCUACAGGUAGUUUGUUGCGGGAAUCAUCCAUUGCAAGCAUUGCUUCUUGUCCAGCUACAUACAAUUCUCCCUAUUGCCAGAGUGACGACAUGCCAGGUACAGAUCAGACCGGUGCUUCGCCCGAGGAUACUCGAUACCAGGGUCUCUUCGAGCCGUCCUUCAGCAUGCCAUCGUCACCUCCCGUUUUCGAUGGCCGUCUGCUGAAUAGAUCAAGCCCCGUCUUGCCACCCAUCGCUUUGGACACUGACUCUGGCUUCAUGAGUGCCGGAUUGGAAGAUCUUCUUGACGAUGAGACCACCACACCCCAGGAUGACCGCAGAAGGGCAGAGUCCCACGAGAUCACCCAGGAAAAACGCCCUGUUCGACCUACAGUGCAAGCAAGCUCCCCAGUCAGCACCAUUGGCCCCCAUAAAGGAACCUCCAAUGACCCACUCCCUGUCGACGAGAUUACAGCGGAUCAGCCUAUGACUCAGGCACCACCUGCGCAGUCUCGACCUGCCACAUCUGGAUCAAGACCCUCUUCAAGUGCCGGCCCGCAGCGCUUGGCGCCCAAACCCUUGCUGCCAGGACCAAUUGCUCCCCACAACCAGUGUCACCCACUGAUGCGCGCCAUUCCCGCCAGCGACCCCAUUGUGCCUUCUCGCCCCGUUGACGUGAAAUUCAUGCCUCUCGAAACCACCAAGACUAAUGCCAACGUCAACACCAAGGCUAAGCGGACAAAGCAGGCAAUCAACAUGCAGACACGCUUGGAGCAGGCUAUUGCCAAAGGAGAGGUUCCGCCAUAUUGCGAAAACUGUGGCUCAAUUGAAACUCCCAGCUGGCGCCGAGCAUGGUCGAAAGAAGUCGAGGGAAAUGACAAGGUUGCAGAAGAAAUGAUGCAGCGCCCUUUCAUGUUGUUCUGGGAUGUCUUGGAUCGGAACUCCGAGGGUGAAGUCCAGAAGUUCUUGAUCUACAAGAAGGAGAACGAGGAUCAUUGGAAGCAGAUGACCUUCUGCAACCCGUGUGGUCUGUGGCUUCACAAGUUCAAGGAAAUGCGUCCAGAGCAUAAGUGGUCCAAGCAGCCAGCAGCCAAGAAAAGAAAGCGUCCUGCUAGAGCCAGCAAUGGCAAGGCUCCCAACUCUUGCCCUGCCACCAGAACUCGGAGUAAGGCUGCUCCCCACAAGCCGGCAGCUUCUUCUCCGGCAGCCACCGAAGCUUCUUCUGUGCCGGCUGAGGGCGAGACUCCUCAAAUGGAUGACGACGAAGGUGCUUCCCCCAACAAGCGCUCUCGAGCAAACAGUACCGAACCGCAGCACCCGUCUGAGGAGUCGGCUCCCAAUUGGAACAAGCAAGACGCGAGGGAGGCCAUGCGCCGUGCCAUUCGGUCCAGCCCUGCUAGACGCACGCAGCCUCGUCCCACCUCAUCAGCGGAUAGCACCACUUCGACCCCCAAGCCUCUGAGAAGAUCGCUUUUCCAGAAUGCCCAGAAUGAGGGCCCGCUGAAGGAACUUGAUGCCUCUAUGGUAAAUAGCUGUUCCCCUCGUCGCAGCCCUCGCAUUGCUUCGACAAAGGAUGACAAGGGAGCUCAGAAAGAGAACCACGUCCCCAUUCCGGCCGACGACCUCGACACACUUUUCGAGAGCCCUUCCAUCGACUAUGAUCAGACUGGAAGCCCAACUCCUCGUCGACGCAACGCCCGAGCCAAUACAUCGGUCGAAAAGCGGUUGGCGCUGCCUAUGAACUCCCCAAGUGCCAACCGACGCAAGGAUCUGAGCUCGACCAUGACUCCCACCCGGCUGUCAGCCGAGCGCCUGCAGCGUAUUCAAGCAAGUCAGGGUAGCCCUCGCCAGCAAAAGUCACCAAACAAGCAACAGCCCUUCGCUCCUCUGACAACCGAUGAAAGCCUCCAUUCCGAAGCCUUCGAAUCCCUGGACGGCAUGAUCCUCGACAUCUUCGACGAUGCAGACCAGCCCAACCACUUCUUCCUCCAGAACGCCAAGUUUGACGGCGACAACUGGGCCGACUGGCUCCCAGAAGAUUACGUCUCCCCCACCGGAUCAUCUGACGGUCCCGCCGAGGACCUAAUCAACUCCCUCUUCUCCGACUCAGAAGUGAACAAAGACAACCUCAAUUCCGAGUUCCUCCCCUUCAAUUUCGAUGAGUCUGUCGUCCCCGACUCCGGCUUCUUUAGCUCCGACGCUCUCCACACCGACCCAAUCCGUCCGGCUCCUAAGACCCAGUCUGCUGGCCAGAACCCCGAUGUUCAACAGGCAAACCCCUCUGCCUAA